Phalaenopsis equestris is the source of this 1945-nucleotide messenger RNA. Its product is annotated as S-linalool synthase-like. Lineage: Eukaryota; Viridiplantae; Streptophyta; Magnoliopsida; Asparagales; Orchidaceae. The transcript is spliced from 9 exons. Gene Ontology annotation, biological process: diterpenoid biosynthetic process. Bases 101 to 1930 code for a protein of 609 amino acids. Gene Ontology annotation, molecular function: magnesium ion binding; terpene synthase activity. The record is from RefSeq and is a predicted model, not a curated record.
GCUAAGUAUUGUGGAAUGCUGCCCUUUCAACUCAUCUAUAAAGUUGAAAGAUGGCUUGCAUUCUUCCUUGCAAAUAUUAUAUCCAAAUCCUUGGAUUGUGAUGUAUGGUGAAGCUACAAGUAUAAUUACAAACAAAUUGAUGGAGCUGUCACGGGCGGUGGAGAGGAUGAAAAGAGAGCUCUUCUCUUCGUCGGCCGACCUCUUCGCCCUUUUGCCCGUCUCUGCAUAUGAGACAGCUUGGGUUGCUAUGGUGCCUGACCCAAAUGACCCAACACGCCCGAUGUUCCCGCAGUGUUUGGACUGGGUUCUGCGUAGCCAGAAUGCACUCGGGUUUUGGUUUGAUGAUCAUGUGCAUGAGCAAUCCGGGCUUGAUUUUGAUCAUCAAGAGCUUAAAAAUUAUAAGCAUCAAUGGAGCAUUGCUGAUUUUAUGGCUACCCUUGCCUGCUUAAUUGCUCUUAGGACUUGGGAGAUUGAUCAUUUCUCUCACAAAAUAUAUAAAGGGCUUCAAUUUCUUAGAGAGAACAUGGAGGAGUUGAGGAAGAUGGGAAAGAGCAAAGAGGAUGGUGAUGAAGCUGGGCUUCUUCAUAGGUGUUUUUUGAUGCUUGAGCUUGCAAAGGUCAAAGGCUUGAAAGUAUUUCCUUCAGCUCAACAUAUCAAAAAUGAACAUUUUAAUGAAUUUAAAUUGGAUGGAAGAGAGAUUAAAAAAAGAGAGGAGGAUGGUAUUGUGGAGAGAAUUGUUAUGAGGGAGAUUGCUUUUGAAAACAGUGGCUCCGAAAUCUUUCAAUCGCCAUCGGCAACUGCUUGUGCUUUCAUGAUUAGCGGAAAACAAACAUACAAAACUUACCUUCAAAAUUUACUUGUAGAUUGCCAGCUCGGAGUUCCUCCCAUAUACAUGAUGGACAAAGAUGUGAUAAAGCUCUGUCUGGUUGAUCACUUGGAGAGGCUUGGAUGUGCAGAGCAUUUCACCGAAGAUAUUAAGAAUGUGAUAGAUAUACAAUACAAAAAAUGGAUCGUAGAAGAAUUACAAGCCCCAAAUAAAAAUAAUGUUGCAUUUCAACUGUAUAAAGACUCCUUAGCCUUUCGACUCUUAAGGAUGAAAGGCUAUCAAGUUUCUCCAUGGAGGUUUUGUUGGUUCAUUGACGAUGAAGAGAUUUUGUCUCAUAUGAAGGAUAAUCAUGCCUUUUUUUUAGGCCCUAUGCUUAGCAUUUACAAAGCAUCAAAUAUUGCUUUUCCAGACGAUCAUAAACUUGACAAAGCUGGAGAGUUUGCUCGACAAAUCUUGCAGAUGGGAAUCUUGAGCAUGAAAUUUAAAAAUGAAAAAAAGUUUUUAGCUACAUCAACUCUAAUACAACAAGAGAUUGAGCAUGAGUUGGGGCUUAAAUGGCUAGCUCGAAUGGAUCAUUUGGAGCAUAGGUUCUACAUUGAAAGAGGAGGGAUAUAUCUCUUUUGGAUUGGAAAUAAUUCUCCUUAUUGCAAGAUCUUACAAAAUGAUGACUUACUCCAACUUGCCAUUGAUAAUUUCACGACUAGACAAAUAGUAUACAAGAAAGAGCUUCACGAAUUGCAAAGGUGGUCUAAGAGCACUGGCCUCUCCGCUAUGGGAUUUGGUAGAGAGAAGACAUCAUACUGCUAUUUUGCCGUGGCUUCUUCAAUUUGCUUCCCCAUUAACAUAGAUUCAAGGAAGGAAGCAGCAAAAUGUGCAAUCUUGUUUACAAUUGCAGAUGAUUUUUUUGAUGAGAAAGCCUCACUUGAUGAACUAUUCAUUCUAACAGAUGCAUUACAAAGAUGGGAUGGAGAAUUUCUAACAGGCCAUAGCAAAGUUAUUUUUAUCGCCCUCGACAACUUAGUUCAUGAUAUUUCUCGAAAAUCUUUCCAGCGAUAUGGCUAUGAUGUGAAGAAAAUUCUUCAAGAUAAUGUGAGUUAUUCAUGACUUGUAUUCUACCAU